Molecule: messenger RNA, 3127 nt
Organism: Odontomachus brunneus
Lineage: Eukaryota; Metazoa; Arthropoda; Insecta; Hymenoptera; Formicidae
Exons: 4
Coding region: 751-1251 (166 amino acids)
Biological process (GO): sleep; regulation of synaptic transmission, cholinergic; positive regulation of voltage-gated potassium channel activity
Source: RefSeq, a predicted model, not a curated record
UUUUCAGAAAGAGAGAGAGAAACGAAGGUGUCGAGAAUCCUCAGCUGUGUUUAAUUGUGUUAGGACACAUUCCCGCAAUGUUUCUUGGCGUCACGAUCUCUGCCGGCGAUCGUCAUGCAAACAGAAUGCCGAGUUGUUUUCAAGAAUACCGAAGAUCAUCGUUUGUCGCGGUCACGAGUAAACAGAUGUGUUUUUGACCGACAGCGAUGCCCACGUAAUUUAAUUGUACACUGUCUUUGUCUCUUGCGAUUACGUUUCUGGUGCGGGGAUGUACAUUCCGGAAGCAAGAGGAACAGGAGGAGGAGGAGAGGAGAGGCAGGAGGAAGAGGAGAAAGAAGAGGAAGAGGAGGAGUGUAUGUGCAGCACCAUCGACGAUUGCACCGGCGCAGCGGGCGCAGCGGGCGCAUCGCGAGUCCAGAGGGGGUGGGAUCUGCCGCAUAGUGCGGAUAUAGUAGGCGAGGGAAACUCGGUCGACGGGUAUCGGCGCAUCAGUUGCUAUGCGUCCGAGCACGAUCGCGAACACGGUGCGCGAUCACCAGCGAGCGGACCGUGCCUGGUAGUCGCUCUCCUCACUCUUGGACGCGACGUAACGCGAGGCGACGCGACAACGACGUAUAUCAUUCACUGCCUCUCCUUCCUGGUCGGCGGCGGCGACGACGACGACGACGACGUGCUCGCCUUCUAUGCGACAAUCGCGGAAUUAGAGUCGACAGAGACAGAAAGCACGCACAUGGUCCGGCGAUCGCGACCAUGAUCGCGAACCGUGCCGCGCUGAUCACCGGCCUCGUCCUCGUUGUCCUGGCGGCCACUUUCGAUCGCGGUGAGGCGAUAAUAUGUUACCAAUGCAACAGCGAGUACGACCCGCGGUGUGGCGAUCCAUUCGACCCGUACAGUCUUGGAACUGUCAACUGCAGCUUUCAGCCUCGCCUGGAGCACCUCAGCCAGCUGGAGCCGACUCUUUGCCGGAAAAUCAGUCAAAAAGUGUACGGCAAGGUGAGGGUCGUCCGGAGCUGCGGAUACAUCACGAACGAGAUGGACAACGGCGAGUGCCUUACGAGAACCGGCACACACGACGUACGCGCUACGUACUGCUCGUGCACCGGUGAUUUGUGCAAUUCCGCACUCGAAAGCCGCACGCCGUCCUUACUACUGCCACUGGCGUCUCUCCUGACUGCCGUUCUGGCGACACCGAGUCUGCUCCUGUCGUGCCCGAUCGCGCCGCCUCGUACCUCCACUCUCUCAAUAGCCUAAUUCUGCCUAAUCGAUCGAAACACACCUGAAUCCGAAUCGGCUGGCCUGCCGUCGUUGCGCCGCACGGGCCGUUCGCGUAGAUGUAUGGUGUGUGUGUGUGUGUGUGUAUGUGUGCGUGUGUGUGUGUGUCUUACGUAUGUCGGACACGCGUCCGCAACCGGUCGAUCGAACGCCCCAACCGACCGUCGUCAAUUUCACCGCUACGGUACUUCCCGGCCGAGAAACGCGCGACGAAAUUGAAGCGAAGACCCGCGGAAACGGCUCUUCUCGUUAUGUAUCGAGAAGAAAAGAGAAACUGCUCCUCUUCCUAUGGGGGGGAAAUUUCCGGCCUAUCCUUGAUCACAGAUCUCCGGCCUAAUCAAAUCGCGGCACGUUUCCGCGCGCCGUCAACAGUAACUUCACCUGUCUCAACACCUGAGCCGUACAACGAAUCCGACAUGGUCUCUUGUACUUCUACGAAGUUACCGCGGUGUGUUUCGAGAAGCGCCGUUUCUUCGCGUGUUCUGAAACAAAUCGCACGGCUAUUGUUAGUGGAUCCUUCUAUGUUGUUCGUGAUUUAUCUAUUUCUUUCAUAGUUUGUUUUCUACUUUUUUUCUUCUUCUUCUUCUACUGUUUCUCUUCUUUUCACGCGUUAAUGUCACUUCCGCGUAUCUGAAAUAUCGGAAACCCGAUUUUACGUGAAUUACAAGGUUGUCACACGCGUUAAAGUUUCGCUUGAAGAGUACUGCGAGCAUUCUUCAGGAAGAUCUCUCUUCAGAUUCUGUAGCUAAGAUGGAUUCUAUAGUAAGAUGGAUUUCGUCUCGAUGACGAACGGCCCGCGAAAUAGCCGACGAUUAUAACGUAGUGUAACGGUGAUAACUGCCAGAUGCGCGAGGACGACACUUCAAUAGUAGUACAUAUCUUCGCGAACAGAGAAGAAAAACAACACAGCAACACACACGGCCUCCGCGUAAGAAAAAAAGAAAUCUAUCACCGGCCUCUCUCACGCGCACUGACGUUGCGCUUGUCGCGUUGAUCGGCUGUCGGAUGCAGCGUUUUUCGAGUCUACGGAUAUUUUUCGCAGAGGCGGACCGAGAGAAUUCGAUCGAGGGAAACUGUUCCGUGAGACUUGUUCAUAAUCUUCUUUUGAAUGUAACCUUUGAAUUUUAAUUUGCAUCGAACUUGUUAAAUCCAUAUCUUUCUUUCUCGGCCAACUACCGUUUCGUGUCGCGGUUCGUUGUCCCGUUAAAUAAAGAACUAAUCGAAUUCGAUCGUUUAUUCAAGAAUUUAUGAGUUUUAAGCACUCGCGGUUCUUCGCUCACACAAUGUACUCCUGAUCGAUUUCUAUUGAUUCGCCUAUUUUUGUACAGGGACGGCCGGCCGCCGACUCUCGCCUCGCUUUGCGACGAGCGCAACGACGGGUCUAAAAAGCGUAGGAAAAUAAGCGGCAGAUAUCUUAUGAGAAUUUACGAUUAGUGAAAAAAACCAAAGAGUCACACGGUAUAAAAAUAACGUAAAUGUAAAAGUAGCGGCAUCGCGCGACACAUUUCGCACCCCGCCUGCUACCGCCUGAACAUACAUCUGUGUCUGUACGCGAGCGCGUUUGUGUAUGUGUGUGCACGCGCAUGUGUAUGUGUGUACGCAUAAUUUUACAAUGUACGUAUAUGCACGCGAAGCAAAAAGAAAACAAAAGCAGAAGUAUGCAAGUAUAUUUUUCGUUGGAACAAAGCCAAGAUGGAAUUGCACGCGAGAUCGGCAGUCCUGCUUAUUUUUAGAGGUGCAAUGUCAAUGUAGCUUUUGCGAGGACGCAAGAGGACCCAUAUAACGCAGGUUGCACCGGUUGCAUCCGUACGGUGCACUUCAGUAUCGUUUAUCACGUAUUAUUUAAUUCAAGUAC